Messenger RNA from Argiope bruennichi, 2399 nucleotides. Its product is annotated as dymeclin-like. The transcript is spliced from 2 exons. Gene Ontology annotation, cellular component: Golgi apparatus. The record is from RefSeq and is a predicted model, not a curated record. Gene Ontology annotation, biological process: Golgi organization. Lineage: Eukaryota; Metazoa; Arthropoda; Arachnida; Araneae; Araneidae. The coding region runs from base 149 to 2137 and encodes 662 amino acids.
UGUUCGUCCUACGAUCCUAGUGUUGCAACGUUAAAGCAUUUGUAAUUAAAUGGUACUUAUUUUUUUUUCCUUUUACAAGGGCGGGUGUGAUUUUUUUUAGUGAGUUUUAAAUUUCUCGUGUUUAUAGAAUAAAAUCAUUAGGUUUAAAAUGGGUACUUCUAGUAGCAGCUUACAUGAACUACGGGACAAUAAAUAUUUACAGCAAUUUUCUGGUAAAGAACCAAUAUCUCCCAAUGAUCCAUUCUGGAACCAGUUGUUGUCAUUCACGUUUGCUCCUCCACAUUCUUGUGCAGACUGUAGAUUACUAGAAGAUAGUAUUCGCCCAAUGCUUGAUGCUUUGUUGAACAGCAAUCCCAUCACUGGUAAUGUUGCUGCCCUUAUCAAAGUUUUCCUAGUUCAUUCCUCUGAGCUUAAAGCUGCUGUUCAGUGUGAGAACAAAGUUUUUAUUUGGCAGGCUUAUAAUUCUCUCUUUAUUUUACGUUGCAUACUAAAGUAUUUUAUUGAAACAUUAGGAGAAGAAGGUACUCUAAAACAAUUAGAAGAUGUUCAACAGAACAAAACUGACCCAAAUAAUGCAUCGGAGCCUGAGAAACUGCUAGAAUCUGCAAUCAAUGCCUUAUUUGAAAUUAUUGUGGAUAUAUCUCUUGAUAGUAAAACAUAUGCUAUUACAGUGGAGGCUGUACAUACAUUGAUAGUACUGCUGUCAGUACAGAUGUUCUCAUCAAGAUCUGCACAUUUAUCCACAGUAUAUCAAAUCAUCAUGCGAGGAGAAUGUGCUGCUCAUUCUUCUGCUCUUAUAAAAACUCUUCUGACACACUACAGUAAUCAAGAUAUGUGCCCUCAUUGUAUCACUGCUGUAGAAGGUGGUAGCAUUAUUGCUGGGCUUGCAUCUGGGCUUUGGAAUGUAUUAACUCUAAAUUAUGCUGGAAAAAAUUCCCCCAAAGAUUUAUCAUCAGUUACUGUACUUGCCAAUCAUAGUUUGUUGUUGUUAUUGAUUUUAGUAAACCAUUGUACCAAUGAUAAAGAGAUGAAGAAUCCAUAUCGAGCUGCAUUAUUUUCUUUUAAAAAUUCUAAUGGUACCAGUGAUGGUGCCUCAAAAGACGAGAUUGCAGCUUUCAAGUUGGACUUUGAUAUCUUAUUUAAAACUUUAUGUAACACUUUAAAAGAUGAUCAGACUGCAUUGUUAGCCUACUUAUUAUUGCAUCAAAAUCCAAAUUUCAGGCAGUAUAUUAUUUUUUCAUCAGAAAUUUAUUUGUUAGUUAUGCCACUACUGAAAUUGUUAUAUAAUGCUCCUGAUAAAAAUUCACAUCUUAUUUACAUGACACUAAUUAUAUUGUUGAUUUUAAGUGAAGAAGAAUAUUUUGAUAAGCAAAUUCACAGUAUAAAAUUAAGGAAUGUUACAUGGUAUACUGAAAGAAUGCUGUCAGAAAUUUCUCUCGGCAGUAUGAUAGUUCUUAUUCUUAUUCGAACUAUACAAUUCAAUAUGACGCGAAUGCAUGAUAAGUAUCUUCACACUAAUUGUUUAGCUGCUUUAGCUAACAUGUCUGCCCAUAUUCAAAAUUUGCAUACUUAUGUUUGUGACAAAUUCAUUAAUCUGUUAGAGAGCAUGGGUAAGAGAUACAUACGUAUUACAGAACAGUCAAAAUCUGGAUCUCGGCCAGUUGAUGAUGAAUUAUUGCCAUCAGAUUUGAUGCAAGAUUUAUCAGUGUUAGAUGAAGUUCUUCGAAUGCUUCUAGAAAUUCUGAAUUCUUGCUUAACUUUUCAACUUCGAAAUAACAUUAAUUUAUUAUACACUAUUUUGUAUAAAAAGGAUAUUUUCAGUAUGUUUCGAUCAAAUGCAAAUUUUCAAGAUAUUAUGCAGAAUAUUGAUAUUGUUUUGCUAUUUUUUUCACCUCAUUUAGAGUCAGUAGAACAAAAUGUGUCUGUUUUAGAAGUCACUGAAAUAAUAAAAUCGGUUUGUCUGCAAUGGUCUAAAGAAAAGAUGAAGAAACUUCCAGAAUUAAAGUUUAAAUAUGUUGAAGAAGGCCAGCCAGAAGAUUUCUUUAUACCUUAUUUAUGGUCUGUCGUUUUUCAUUCUUCAGAUAUUUAUUGGAAUUCAAAAAAUAUAUUAAUAUUCAAUCCAUACAAACAAGCAUAGAACAUUCAUUAAUGUUUUACAUAAUCAUGUUUUAUGUUUGUUAAAUUAAAGGUAUCAUAAAACGUGUUAUUUUAUGCAUGCAAUUGUUCAUAUCGUUACUAACUUUUGCAUUGUAACAAAAUUUUUCAUUGAACUGGUUUUUGAAUCCAUUGAAUGAUUAUUUACUGAUAUAAAUAUUUAUUAUCGAGUUUAUUGGAAUAGUUUGUGUAUAACUUGUAAUUUGUUUCUGCAGAGUGUUUGUAUUCAAUGAAAUUAUGCAGCA